This is a messenger RNA of Penicillium alfredii, 1878 nucleotides long. RefSeq lists its product as uncharacterized. Lineage: Eukaryota; Fungi; Ascomycota; Eurotiomycetes; Eurotiales; Aspergillaceae. The coding region runs from base 1 to 1878 and encodes 625 amino acids. The transcript is spliced from 3 exons. The record is from RefSeq and is a predicted model, not a curated record.
AUGCCCUCCAGACUGCGCAGCGCGCUCUCAAGGAGCCUGUCGCGCCCGCUGGAUACGAGCGGAGUGUUCUACUGCCCAUCCUGCGCGACCUGGAGACGGGCGCUGUCGACGCGUGCCGGCAACAACGGCAUUAAACAAAACGACGCGGUCCAUCGAAGCGCUCGCCCUCUACACUCAGCUACGGUACCUACUUCGCGCCCUUUGACCACCUCGUCGGUCAUUACUGCCGGCAAGAAUGUUCCGCCGCGGUUUCAGGAGCUCUACAACGCCCUUAACGGGGUCAAGGAUGCGGCGAUCGAGCAGGUCAGUCUGAGCCGGCUGCAGCUUGCGCUGCGGGGCCUGGAAUCUGAGGCGCCUCUGAUACGAGUUGCCGUUCUUGGAUUAAACGAUGCGGCCUCUGCUCGCAAGCUCGUUCGACUCUUGCUCGCUGAUCCAUUGAACCUGCGCGAGGAUUGGGAGGAUGCUCUCGAGGCGUAUGAUGCCGACUCAUCGCGGGGGUUGUUGAUUCGUUACGGUGAAGUCUCGGAAUCGAUUCCUAAUGACUUGCUCCCCACAAUCUCGGUCCCGUCGUCUGUCUUGAAAAAGGGCAAUAUCGAGAUCCUCGUCAGUACACUUGGAUCGGAGGCGGACUUUGCCGGCGCUACCCUCACUGCCGAUACAUUUCUUGUGCCGACCGUGACCAUCCAGACCUCGCAUUCCGGCCGGCAUAAUGUGGUGCGGUACCCCGUGCACCGAAGUAUCGUGUGCGGCACCGGUGUGGACGGUAUGCUGGCGUACGGCACUCUGAUGGGCCGAUCUGACCUGAAGAACGAGAUCGCCUCGGUGCGCGGGGCCAUUGAGCUCUCUGUGACGGACCCGACGCGCAGCAAUGACCGCCUUUCCCUAGUGGAUAUCAGCCGCGCGAGUACGGCUCUGGAUAAGUUCCGCGAGUCCGUGCAGAAUGCUUCUGAGUAUGAGCGGGGAUGGAACGCCAGUGGUGUGCAGUCGGUGAUUGACUGGCUUGCAUCGUCCUCGCAGGCGCCCAGUGACACCACACUCAACCCGGCCCUGGUGCCUCUUGUCGAAUCUCUGCUAGACGCUGCCGACGAAGGCGUGCUCUCCCGCGAGGUUCAGGCACUCCAAAACCAGACGGUGGGCGCAGUCUCUGAAGCUACCCGUGCCCAGCUUGACCAAGGAGUCGCAUCCUGGGCCGAGCACGCCCAUUCCGAGCUCCGCAGUUCCCUCGAGGCUGGGUUUGCCAGUCCGCGGUGGCGGGGUCUCGCCUGGUGGAAACUCUUCUGGCGGGUCGAUGACGUGAACAUGGUCACGUCCGAAAUCCUGGAGAAGCAGUUCCUCCGCCGCGCGGAGCGAGAAGUCAUCUGGACCGCAGGCAAAUACCAGCAGGCAGGCCUGCUGGACGAGCCGUCGUCUUUCGGAUCCCAGUCCACUUCCGAGUCGACCCCUGCCGGAUCCAUCCCAUCCCCCUGGCCCACCCAGAUCCCCGAUACCCGCUCCAAACUCCUUAGCACCACCGUGCCCUCCCUCCAAGCCCUCGCCCAGAGUCUAGUCCUCUUUAGCGUGUCCACUACCUCCCUGACCUCCGCCCUCUCGGCACUCACCUAUGUCUCUGUGGAGUCAGCGUCCGUGUAUGAAUCCUGUACAUUGGCUGCCGUGGGUUUGAUCUACUCUCUGCGCCGCCAGCAGAAGAAAUGGGAUGUUGCGCGCCAGUUUUGGGAGGACGAGGUCCGCGAGGAAGGCAGGACAUCCCUGCGUGAGACCGAAACCCUCCUGCACGAGAUUGUGCGUGACGGGGGCAAGGCGACGGCGGAUGCUUCAGAUCCCCGGAUCCGAGAGACGAUUGCGCGGGCUCGCGAGGCUUUGGAGACUGUCAAGCCGUGA